AUCACAUCCCCACACCAAACGUUACACAUUACUUCUCACCACACUCUCUCGUCUCUCUAUAUAACUAACAAACCCUCCCUCCUCUUCAAACCACACACACUCGAGGCUAAAAACAAAUGGCCAUGCCCUCCUUCUUCUUCCUCCUCCUCCUCCUCCGGUUCACGGCCACUUCCGGCCAGGCCCCGACCCCAUCGGGACCCACCAACAUAACCGCGGUCCUAGAGAAGGCGGGUCAGUUCACAACGUUCAUGAGACUGCUCAAGAGCACUCAGGCAGCCGACCAGAUCAACACUCAGCUCAACUCCUCCUCCAACCAAGGCCUCACUGUCUUCGCUCCCACCGAUAACGCCUUCAACAGCCUCAAAUCCGGAACCCUGAACUCCCUCUCCGACCAGCAGAAGGUUCAGCUUGUUCAGUUCCAUGUCCUCCCCACUCUUCUCACCAUGUCUCAGUUUCAGACCGUCAGCAACCCCUUACGCACGCAAGCCGGCGACGGGCAAAACGGUAAAUUCCCGUUGAAUAUCACCAGCUCCGGCAACCAAGUCAACAUCACCACCGGAGUUGUCCAAGCCACCGUCGCCAACACUAUUUACAGCGACAAACAGCUCUCUGUUUACCAGGUCGAUCAGGUUCUUCUUCCUUUGGCGCUUUUCGGGUCACCCGACUCGCCAGCUCCGGCCCCGGCGCCGGAGAAGGGAGGUCCAGUUUCAAAGGGUUCGGCUACCGGAGGGGACGAUGGUGGUUCCACGGAUUCAUCUGGUUCAGCUAUUGAUCUCGGUUUCGGGGUCAGGAUCAUCGUGGCCGUGGUGUCUGCAUUCGCUGCUUCUUCUUCGUCCCUGUGGAUAUGAUUCAUGGACUAAAGCCACUGGCUAUAUAAAUAAUCGAUGAGAUUUGGAGAUUUGUAUUGUUUUUUUUUCUUUCUCUUUUGAUCCAGUGCAAGCUUGCGUGAUGUUAUUGUUUUGAUCCGGAACCAGACAACAUAUGUUAUUCUUUUUGCCCAGAUUCUGUCUAUCUGUCUCAAAUCUUCUGCA
Molecule: messenger RNA, 1031 nt
Organism: Tarenaya hassleriana
Lineage: Eukaryota; Viridiplantae; Streptophyta; Magnoliopsida; Brassicales; Cleomaceae
Product: fasciclin-like arabinogalactan protein 11
Exons: 1
Coding region: 117-848 (243 amino acids)
Source: RefSeq, a predicted model, not a curated record